Molecule: messenger RNA, 375 nt
Organism: Raphanus sativus (radish)
Lineage: Eukaryota; Viridiplantae; Streptophyta; Magnoliopsida; Brassicales; Brassicaceae
Product: S-type anion channel SLAH2-like
Exons: 2
Coding region: 41-322 (93 amino acids)
Biological process (GO): intracellular monoatomic ion homeostasis; transmembrane transport
Cellular component (GO): membrane
Molecular function (GO): voltage-gated monoatomic anion channel activity
Source: RefSeq, a predicted model, not a curated record
CAUCGUCGGAAACUUUGCUGGAGCACUUCUGGGGGCAUCGAUGGGGUUGGAGGAAGGACCAAUGUUCUUCUUCGCCGUAGGGUUGGCUUAUUAUUUGGUCUUGUUUGUGACUCUCUAUCAGAGACUUCCCACAAACGAAACGUUACCUAAAGAGCUACACCCUGUCUUUUUCCUCUUUGUGGCUGCACCGGCUAUCGCUUCCAUGGCUUGGACCCAGCUUUACGGCUCUUUUGAUAUUGGUUCACGCCUUUACUUCUUCAUCUCCUUGUUCUUGUACUUCUCUCUGGUUGUUCGGAUAAACUUCUUCCGUGGAUUCAAGUAAGCUGUUUAUAAAUGAUUAGCAUAGUCUAGAGACCAAAUUAAUUAUAUGUUAUC